Molecule: messenger RNA, 2089 nt
Organism: Cuscuta europaea
Lineage: Eukaryota; Viridiplantae; Streptophyta; Magnoliopsida; Solanales; Convolvulaceae
Source: the annotation of a GenBank genome assembly
CCCUAAGGCCCUUUCACGACCUCCACAGCUCCACCGUGUCCUUCUUAUCUGUCUUCCGCAGCAUCUCUUUGAUUGGAUUUGUUCAAUCAAACCCACGAAAGAAAUUGAUUUAGCGUUUAUGGGUUGCACAAGUUCUUCAUCUUUUACAUGCUCAUCAUCUUCAUCCCCUGUAUCCGUGAUCGAAUUCCAACCGCUAUUGCUUUCAUCUCAGCCGCCCAAUAAGAUUUUGUUAAUUUCACCGGCUUCAUCGACGCCUUGGAUGAGAGACCUCCGGUUUUGCAUUCCUUAAUAUUCAGUUCAUAAUUUUCUGUUCUCCGGAUUUUAAAGGAAAGAAAUCAAGCAGGCUACAAAAUUUUAUUGCGGUUGUCUAUUAAAGAAAUUUUGGGUGUGAAAGGGGGAGCAUCAGAAGUGGCCACGGGUGCUAUACAAGAAUGAUUUGCACAUCUUCUCUGUGCUCCUGAAGAUGGCUGCUUCUGCUAGUGCAAAAAACCCUAUGCAUAAAAGGAUGCCCUCUUUGAGGGCAAAGACUUCUGGUUGGACUGCAUUUGUCGAAAAGGAAAGACAGAAACAACAAGGGAUUGAGCCCCAGCUUGAAAGUGACCCUUUCCCUCCUAUAUCGCUCUCUAAUACUCUCUCAACCCAGCCCUCCUAUGAGGCAAAGAAUACCUGUACUAUAUUGGACAAACCUUUUUCUUCAGUCAUUUUACCUUCUCCAAGUUUUCCAUCGUUGGAGCAAAAUAUAGGCUCUAAAAAUAAUCAACUAAGUGUUGGACAUUUGAAUUCCAGCCAGCUCAACAUUGCUUCCAAAAAGGGGGACGAUGUUGAUUUGUAUAAAAAAAUAAAGAAGCUUUACUCGUGGGCAGAUGAAGGCCUGAUCAAAGAUGUUAUGGCUGGGGUAAAUUAUGAGUUUGAUCAGGCUGUAAUGUUAUUGGGAGCAAUGGUUUCUCUGGAUCAGACACUUGUGUUGCAUGAGGAUUCAGAAUCUAAGAGACCUGAGACUAGCGAAGAGAAACACAUAAAAAGCGAACACCCCAAUGAUGUUUCAUUAGGAGAGGACAUGAACGUGGAAGAUUUCAACAACGAUAUAAAUAAGCGUGUGAAUGCCAGUAGCACAGAUUUGGUCAAUGCACGCCUUGGUGUUUUUAGAUUUGUACCAAUUGAACCUGAGUUAUGGGAAGAAGAUGAUGUAUACUCAUUACAAAGAAAGGAUGCUCUAAGGAUGAUGAGAUCAGCUGCUCGGCAUUCCAAGUCAGCCAGUGAUGCCUAUUUAAGAGGAGAUCAUUUAACUGCCCAUUAUUUUUCAGCGAAAGCUCAAGAAGAAUGGUUAGCUGCUGGGGAGCUAAACACAAAAGCAGCAAAGGAAAUUUUGAGCAUUAGGAACAGUAAAAACGAUGAGUGGACUCUGGACUUGCAUGGUCUUCAUUCAACAGAAGCAGUUGAAGCCUUGGAAAAACACCUGAAAAGGAUUGAAUGCCGAGUUUCGUUCGAUCACUCCAUAUAUCCAAGAGAAGUAAGAGCAAAACAUGGCUUUGAGUCCACUCUGAAACCUGGGUAUUCUAAUUGUUUGGACAGAGAGACUUCAGCGAAGAGGCAACAACAGCCUUCCAAACAGAGACCCUCUAUCCUUCAGGUCAUUACAGGAAAAGGUAAUCACAGCCGGGGAGAAGCUGCACUUCCUAUAGCCAUCAGAAGCUUUUUAGCUGAAAAUGGGUAAACUUUCAACUGGUUUCAAAUUUUGAUUUGUAUAUGUUUCUUAUUCGUAUAGGAGAUUAUAAUUCUAAUCGCUGAGCAAAAAGUCCCAUAAGAAACUGUAUGUAGGUUAAUGUUUUUGGGCUUGCUAUCCAGGUACCGUUACGAUGAAACGAGGCCUGGGGUGAUUGCAGUACGCCCCAAGUUCAGACCACAGGAUACUAAAAGAGUGAUUAUAAAUUAAACACUACUCCGUACAUAAAAAGUGAAGUUAUAAUGCUAAGUACAACUUUUCAGUUACUGAUUAACUUCAAAAAAAUUAUACAGAAUAUGUUUUAUUUAGUAUCUUUGUUUUACUUGAAACUCUAGUUAAAUGAAGUUUAAUAUUAUUGAAUUUUCA